Otolemur garnettii (small-eared galago) is the source of this 1326-nucleotide messenger RNA. It is a transcript of the gene SMPDL3B, whose product is annotated as sphingomyelin phosphodiesterase acid like 3B. Gene Ontology annotation, biological process: sphingomyelin catabolic process. The transcript is spliced from 8 exons. Bases 1 to 1326 code for a protein of 441 amino acids. Lineage: Eukaryota; Metazoa; Chordata; Mammalia; Primates; Galagidae. Gene Ontology annotation, molecular function: sphingomyelin phosphodiesterase activity. The record is from RefSeq and is a predicted model, not a curated record.
AUGACUGUCGCCAAGGCUGGGAAGUUCUGGCACAUCUCUGACCUGCACCUAGACCUUGACUACAAUGAAUCUGAACACUCCCUCCAGGUGUGCCCCUCAGCUGGCUCCCGGCCUGUGCCCAACGCAGGCCACUGGGGUGACUACCUCUGUGAUUCUCCCUGGCGUCUCAUCGUCUCAGCCUUCUACGCCAUGAAGAUGAAUGAGCCGAACCCAGACUUUAUUCUCUGGACCGGGGAUGACACACCUCAUGUGCCUGAUGAGAGUCUGGGAGAGGCAGCUGUACUGGAGAUUAUAGAACUUCUGACCAACCUCACCAGAAAGUUCUUUCCAAACACUAAAGUCUAUGCUGCUUUGGGAAAUCAUGACUUUCACCCCAAAAACCAGUUCCCAGCAGGGAAAAACAGCAUCUACGAUCGGGUAGCAGAACUGUGGAGACCCUGGCUUAGUAAGGAAUCCUUCGAUCUCUUCAAACAAGGUGCCUUCUAUACUGAGAAGUUGCCGGCCAACUUGGCGGGACGAAUUGUGGUCCUCAACACCAAUCUGUACUACAGCAGCAAUGAGCAGACGGCAGGCAUGGCUGAUCCCAGCCAGCAGUUCCAGUGGCUAGAAGAUGUGCUGACCAAUGCAUCCCGAGCUGGGGAAAGGGUGUAUAUCAUUGGCCACGUGCCCCCAGGGUUCUUUGAGAAGAAGCCCAACAAGGCAUGGUUCCGGGAGGACUUCAAUGAGAAGUACCUGAAGGUCAUCCAGAAGCACCACAGAAUCAUCGCAGGGCAGUUCUUCGGCCACCAUCACACUGACAGCUUUCGGAUGAUCUAUGACGAAGCAGGCACCCCCAUAAGCGUCAUCUUCCUCACACCUGGGGUCAGCCCAUGGAAAACCACGUUACCUGGAGUAGACAACGGGGCCAACAAUCCAAGCAUCCGGCUGUUUAAAUACAACCAAACCACACUGGACCUGCAGGAUAUGGUGACCUACUUCAUGAACCUGAGCCUGGCAAACGAGCAGGGGACACCGCACUGGAAGCCCGAGUACAAUCUGACCUGGGCCUAUGGGGUGCCGGACGCAAGUGCCCUCUCCCUUCACACAGUGCUAGACUUCAUCGCCAACGACCGGGACGUGUUGCAGCGCUACUACCUCUACAACUCAGUCAUGUACGAUGACACGGCCUGCAACCAGACUUGCUGCAUGGAGCAUGUGUGUGCCAUGCGCCACGUGGCCUUCCGGGACUACGCAGCCUGCCUGUCAGCCUCUGGCCCUGCGCCUGCGCACGGGCUUGUGCUGCUGCUGCCGGCCCUGCUGGGCCUGGGCGCGCUCCUGGCGCCAUGA